Molecule: messenger RNA, 1859 nt
Organism: Cicer arietinum (chickpea)
Lineage: Eukaryota; Viridiplantae; Streptophyta; Magnoliopsida; Fabales; Fabaceae
Product: ACT domain-containing protein ACR4
Source: RefSeq, a predicted model, not a curated record
AUUUAUUUAUAUAAGAAAUUGAAAACUCAUAAUUUUGUGUAUAUAUAUGCACUGUUGCUUUGAAACAACAACAAAUUUCACAGAGACUCUUCCUUUGAGAGAGAACCUAAGAAACUUUUACUGUAUCAUAUCACCAAUCCUCAAGAACUCUAAUGGCUUUUAUUUCUGAGGUCAACAUGAGCUUCUCUUCUCACUACAUGGAUGAUGAAUAUGAGAAACUCUUCAGGAGAAUGAACCCUCCUAGGGUUGUAAUUGAUAAUGAAGCCUGCAAGAAUGCCACUGUUAUAAGGGUUGAUAGUGCAAACAAACAUGGAAUACUUCUAGAAGUUGUUCAAAUCCUCACUGAUUUAAAUCUCAUCAUUACUAAGGCUUACAUAUCUUCUGAUGGUGGAUGGUUCAUGGAUGUUUUUAAUGUAACUGACCAAGAUGGAAACAAGGUCACAGAUGAAGCCAUUUUGGAUUACAUUAGAAAGUCUCUCGGUCCGGAAUCAUGCUUUCCAUCGCCUGGGAGAUCUGUCGGUGUUAAACAAACAAUGGAUCACACUGCGAUAGAGCUAAUGGGAAGUGAUAGACCAGGGUUACUCUCGGAAGUGAGUGCGGUUCUUACCAACCUCAAAUGCAACAUAGUGAAUGCCGAAGUUUGGACACAUAACAUGCGCGCAGCCGCUGUAAUGCAUGUUAAUGACGAGGAAACUGGUUCUGCUAUAACUGAUCCUCAGAGGCUUUCACUAAUCAAGGAGCUUCUAUGCAAUGUGCUUGGUGGUGGAAAUAGGAAAAGGGGUGCUAAAACAGUUGUCACUGAUGAUUCCACGCAUACCGAUAGAAGGCUUCAUCAGAUGAUGUUUGCUGAUAGAGAUUACGAACGUGUCGAUGAUGAUGACUUUGAUGAGAAGCAAAGACCAAAUGUUAAUGUUGUUAAUUGGUCUGAUAAAGAUUAUUCUGUUGUUACCAUUGAAUCGAAGGAUAGGCCGAAACUUCUUUUCGACACUGUUUGUACUUUGACAGAUAUGCAAUAUGUCGUUUUUCAUGCAAAUAUUGAUGCUGAGGGGCCACAAGCAUAUCAGGAAUAUUACAUCAAGCAUAUAGAUGGUUCACCUGUAAAAUCAGAUGCGGAAAGACAAAGAGUGAUACAAUGUCUUGAAGCUGCAAUUGAGAGAAGAGUUUCUGAGGGUUUGAAGCUUGAAAUCUGCACCACCGACAGGGUUGGACUAUUAUCUAAUGUCACACGUAUCUUUAGAGAGAAUAGUCUCACUGUUACAAGGGCAGAAGUAACAACCAAAGGUGGAAAAGCUGUUAACACUUUCUAUGUUCGUGGAGCUUCUGGUUGUGUUGUUGAUUCUAAGACAAUUGAAUCCAUAAGGCAAACAAUUGGAAACACAAUACUAAAAGUAAAGGGUAGUCCUGAAUCUGUACCUCAAGAUUCUCCUACAAGAUCAUCUAUCUUUAGUGGACUUUUCAAGUCUAGAUCAUUUGUUAACUUUGGAUUGGUUAAGUCUUACUCUUGAAUAUUUAAGAAGUCAUUGUGUUUGUGUUUGUGUGUGUGUGCUCUCCUUUAUUGUAUAGUUAAUCAUUUGGAGAUGCAAAAUGGUUAUGGUUUAGAGGAAGUUUGACUUUAGUUUAGUGAGUAGGAACACUAGCAUAUCUUAAAAAAGGUUGAACCUUAGGGAGUGUUUGGUUGUAAAUUCUUAAACCCCUCAUGCUUUAGCUUUAGCUUUUUUUACUAAUCAAUAUGAAUCCAAUCGGUAGUUGGAGUAAUGAAAGCAAAUUGAGAAACUUGAUUGUGUAAACCUUGAAAGUUUCAAGUGUCAUCAUUUGUAUAUAUACUCAUUUGAUUUUUAGGAAGCUUACAUAUUUUCUUA